This is a messenger RNA of Ctenocephalides felis (cat flea), 1030 nucleotides long. Its product is annotated as pyridoxal phosphate phosphatase PHOSPHO2-like. The record is from RefSeq and is a predicted model, not a curated record. The transcript has 2 exons. Gene Ontology annotation, molecular function: phosphatase activity. The coding region runs from base 10 to 921 and encodes 303 amino acids. Lineage: Eukaryota; Metazoa; Arthropoda; Insecta; Siphonaptera; Pulicidae.
UUAUAGACAAUGAAAUUGUCUACGAAUCUUUAUUAUUUUGUACUCCAUCGAUUAAAACGACCCUCAAAAAGAUAUUUAACUAUUUCUUCUACCGGUUGUACAUUUUAUGACAGUUCGAAAAAAGUCGUCUCAGGGAAAACAUCAGCACCAAAAAUCCUAGACAAUAUAAUAAGAUCAAAAAUGGUUACCAAAAAUUUAGCAAUAUUCGAUUUCGAUUAUACUGUUGUCUCAAAAAAUACAGACACAGAAGUCCUUGAAUUAUUAACAACAGACAUUCCUGAAGAAAUUGAAGAAAUACGUGAAACUAAUUGCUGGACAAUAUUCAUGGGCGAGGCUUUUAAGUUACUAUAUAAAGAUAAAAUUGAUAAAACAUCUAUACACAAAACUAUCAUCGAAAUUCCUGAAACCAAAGGCAUGUGUAAAUUAUUUAGAGCUUUGCAUAACGAUUUAAAUUAUGAUAUAAUAAUAAUAAGCGAUUCUAAUUCCAUAUUUAUAAAAGAUUGGUUAGAAGCCCAUGCUUUAACCGGUUGCGUUAAAGAAGUCUUCACAAAUCCUGCUCAUUAUGAUGACAAUGGUCUUUUACUUAUUGAGCCUUAUCAGUACCAAUUUGAAUGUAAAUUGUGUUCUAGAAAUUUAUGUAAAGGUGCUGUUAUGAAGAAAUAUAUUGAAAGCGCUGAGAAACUUGGUACUGAAUAUGUUAGAGUCAUAUAUGCUGGAGACGGCAGUAAUGAUUUUUGUCCUAUGAUUAAAUUAAGAGCAGCCGAUGUUGCUUUCCCUCGUUUGGGAUUUAAGAUCAUGAAUAGGAUCGAGAAGAAUAAAGAUGACCCUGAAUUGACUGUGAAGGCUGUCUUGAAACCGUGGACGGAUGGUUGUGAUAUAUUAAAAACUGUUAGAGAAUUAGAGGAAUUUAGCUGUGUUUGACUUCGAUCAAACUUUAAUAAAAAUGGACUCGGAUUUACAAGUAAUAAGUCUCAUAAAAGAUGAAAUACCAUCAAGACUUGAACAAUUUUUAAAGGACAAGAAUUGGCAU